CCCGUCAGGAUAUGAUGUGGCUUUCGCUGCGUCUCUACUUCCGGCACAGCUCAUAGCCAUGGCGAAGUCCAGGCUGGAGCUGAAUUUUGUGCGGCUUUUGUCUCGGUGUGAGGUAAUGGCAUCUGAGCGGAGAGAGCAGGGAGAAUGGAGGCUGGAGAAGUUUGUUGGAGCGCUGGAAGAAAUGCUUACUUCAAUUAAAAAAGACGGCAGCAAGCCUUCUCCUGAACUACUGAUUGAAUACUGCAGAAAAGUAGACUUCCUGAAGGGUCUGUUAGAAGCUGAAAAAUUGCCCUCACCCACUGAAAAAGCCUUGGCUAAUCAGUUUCUUGCUCCGGGGCGCACACCUACAAUCAGCAAAGAACGAACACCAGUGACCAAGACUGUCCAUCUUCAGACACAAGCACGUUACACUGGGGAGAUGAGGAACGAGCUGUUGGAAAAGCAGUGCUCAAACGAUUCAGUUCUGCAGCACGAUGCCUUCCUGAGGCAUCGCCGCUGCCUUCCUGUGACAUGCCUGGGCUCCACAUCGGAUGAAAAACAGACUUCAGCAGAGCUUGAUGCAAUGCUACAGCAUCACCACAACAUGCAAGAGAAGCUAGCUGAGGAGAUGUUGCGUCUUACUCAGAAUCUUAAGAAUAACACCUUAGCAGUACAGAAUGUUAUUAAACAGGACAACCAGACGCUUAACCAAUCUUUGAAACUGGCAGACCAGAACUUUGAGAAGCUGAAGACUGAAUCAGACCGUCUGGAGCAGCAUGCGAAGAAAUCUGUCAAUUGGCUUCUAUGGAUCAUGCUCAUUUUUGUCUGCUGUACAUUUAUCAGCAUGAUACUCUUCAUAAGACUCUUCCCACGGCUGCGGUGACAACCCAUUCUCACAAUUAUAUUCUCUCCAUUUUGCCUGUAAAAUCUAUACAUCUAAAAAGACACACAUGGA
Messenger RNA from Bufo bufo (common toad), 934 nucleotides. RefSeq names its product unconventional SNARE in the ER 1 (gene USE1). NCBI's taxonomy places the organism in Eukaryota, Metazoa, Chordata, Amphibia, Anura, Bufonidae. Gene Ontology annotation, cellular component: SNARE complex; endoplasmic reticulum. The record is from RefSeq and is a predicted model, not a curated record. Gene Ontology annotation, biological process: retrograde vesicle-mediated transport, Golgi to endoplasmic reticulum. Gene Ontology annotation, molecular function: SNAP receptor activity.